UGGUGGAUAAGAACGCCUACCGGGUGGCACGUGGAGCGGCGCAGCGCUGCGAGAUUGCGUUUUGGGCUUGAAUCCACCUCUCAGUAAACCAAAGCUUCAGGUGCUUUUCCUUACCAUGGGGCGCAAGUUGGAUCCUACGAAGGAGAAGCGUGGUCCAGGCCGAAAGGCUAGAAAACAAAAAGGUGCUGAGACAGAACUGGUCAGGUUCUUGCCUGCAGCUGGUGAUGAAAAUUCCAAGAGGCUGUCUAGUCGUGCUCGAAAGAGAGCAGCCAAGAGGAGGUUUGGGUCUGUUGAAGUCCUUAAGACUUAUAAGUCUUCUGGGGCCAAACCAUUGUCUGGAAAGCUACCAAAAGGAGUGGUCCAGACACCUGAUAAGAAGGGUGCUCAGUCCUUAUUUAAUGUUGGUCGAGGCAAGAAACGCCUAGCACCAGACCAUAGUAGUGAUGAGGAAGAGGAUGAGGAAGACCCUGAAGAAGAUGGUGUUGUGAACCAGGGGAACCUCUGGGACUCUGAGGACAGUGAUACUGAUAUGGUAGAUGACUAUGGAGCUGACUCCAACUCAGAGGAUGAAGGUGAAAAGUUGCUGCCCAUUGAAAGAGCUGCUCAGAAGCAGAAGGCUCAGGAAGCUGCUGUUGGGGGCCAGUGGAGUGAGGAGACUGAUGAAGAGGAAGAGGGGGAAGUGUCCCCUCUAUCAGGCCCCACAAAGGAUGAGGAGGCAGAUGGGGACCUGCAGAUCAAUGUGGAUGGGGAAGAGCCAUUUGUGCUGCCCCCUGCUGGGGAUAUGGAGCAGGAUGCCCAUGCUCCAGACUUACAACGAGUUCACAAGCGGAUUCAGGAUAUAGUGGGAGUGUUGCGGGAUUUUGGGGCUCAGCGGGAAGAAGGUCGGUCUCGUUCUGAAUAUCUGAAUCGGCUUCAGAAGGAUCUGGCCACGUAUUACUCCUAUGGAGACUUCCUUCUUGGCAAGCUCAUGGAACUCUUCCCUCUGUCUGAGCUGAUAGAGUUUUUAGAAGCUAAUGAGGUGCCUCGGCCCAUCACCCUCCGGACCAAUACCUUGAAAACCCGGCGUAGAGACCUUGCUCAGGCACUGAUCAAUCGUGGGAUUAACUUGGAUCCCUUGGGCAAGUGGUCAAAGACUGGACUCGUUAUAUAUGAUUCUUCAGUGCCCAUUGGUGCUACUCCUGAAUACCUGGCUGGACACUACAUGUUGCAGGGAGCCUCCAGCAUGUUGCCUGUCAUGGCCUUGGCGCCACAGGAACAUGAGCGGAUCUUGGACAUGUGUUGUGCCCCUGGAGGAAAGACCAGUUACAUAGCCCAACUGAUGAAAAACACUGGUGUGAUCCUUGCCAAUGAUGCCAAUGCUGUGCGGCUGAAGAGUGUUGUGGGUAACCUGCACCGGCUGGGAGUCACUAACACCAUCAUUAGCCACUAUGAUGGACGCCAGUUCCCCAAGGUGGUCGGGGGCUUUGACCGAGUAUUGCUGGAUGCUCCCUGUAGUGGCACUGGGGUCAUCUCUAAGGAUCCAGCUGUGAAGACUAACAAGGAUGAGAAGGACAUCCUGCGCUGUGCUCACCUUCAGAAAGAGUUACUCCUGAGUGCUAUUGACUCUGUCAAUGCCACUUCUAAGACAGGAGGCUACCUCGUCUACUGCACCUGUUCUAUUAUGGUGGAAGAGAAUGAGUGGGUAGUAGACUAUGCCCUGAAAAAGAGAAAUGUGAGGCUUGUGCCCACCGGCCUGGACUUUGGCCAGGAAGGUUUUACCCAUUUUCGAGAAAGGCGUUUCCAUCCCACUCUGCGUUCCACCCGACGAUUUUACCCUCAUACCCACAAUAUGGAUGGUUUCUUUAUUGCCAAGUUCAAGAAAUUCUCCAAUUCUAUCCCUCAGUCCCAAACAGGAAAUUCUGCAACAGCCACUCCUACAGACCUAGACUUGCCUGACCCAAAGGGUCAGGUCACUCCCAAGUCUGAGAACAACAGCCAACCAGCCAAGAAAGCCAAAAGGGCUGCAAAGGCAAAGCAGUUCCAGAAACGGCAGCAUCCCAAGAAUGCCUCUGUACAGAAGCUGAAUGGCAUCACCAAAGGCACAGUCUCAGAAGUGUCCACUGUACCUUCUGUCACAAAGGCCCAAGCUUCCUCCAGGCUCCCAGAUAGUACUCAGCCUGCUAGAAAAGUUGAAGUGAUCAGGAAACCAAAGGUGAUUGGGAGGCUAAGGCAACAGGCACCUAGAUUGCACUCCUCUAAGAAAGCUGCCUUCCUGAAGCAGAAUGCCCCUCCCAAAAGCAUGGACACCGAAUCACCUGUUGCGCUGUCCCUUUCUCAGACUCAGGCUACUCCCAGGCUUAAGGACACUGAUCAGCCCCUUGGAAAAGUAAAAGGGGCUGAGAAGGUAAAGCAGCCUUUCAAGAAAGCUACCUUUCAGAAGGAGAAUGGCACCCCCAAGGGAUCUCAGAUCCCCACUGUGACUCCCCUCAAUUCUGUCCAGCCCCCACCAGCAAAGAAGAGGAAAACUGUGCCUAAGGGCAAGAGCCAGCCACUGCUGGCUUAGGUGGAUGUUGAAGACUGGACUGGGCUUGGCUCACUGGCAUUGCCAGUGGUUGGAACUGUUUGUCUACAAGGAUGCUUGCACAUUGUGCAAUUUUUGUCCAUACACGUGAAAUUUAAUAUACAUUUUACCACCUCUGA
Messenger RNA from Marmota flaviventris (yellow-bellied marmot), 2679 nucleotides. NCBI's taxonomy places the organism in Eukaryota, Metazoa, Chordata, Mammalia, Rodentia, Sciuridae. The record is from RefSeq and is a predicted model, not a curated record.